Molecule: messenger RNA, 439 nt
Organism: Mangifera indica (mango)
Lineage: Eukaryota; Viridiplantae; Streptophyta; Magnoliopsida; Sapindales; Anacardiaceae
Product: auxin-responsive protein SAUR71-like
Exons: 1
Coding region: 63-383 (106 amino acids)
Biological process (GO): response to auxin
Source: RefSeq, a predicted model, not a curated record
ACGAUUACACAUGGGGAUUUAAGUGUCUCCAUUAGGUUUUGGCAAGGAAGAAGGGUUUUACAAUGGGAGUAAGAUCAAGCAGGUUGAGCAGGCUGAUUGGAGCUGCAGAUGGUGAGAGAGUUAAGAGACUUGGAGGAGGGCCUCAAAUGGUGACUCCUAAAGGCUAUGUGCCAAUUUGUGUUGGGGUGAAUAAUGACACAAAACGCUUUAUUGUUCACACAAAAGCACUUGGGGAUGCUGAUUUCUUGGAGCUUCUCUAUAAAGCAGCUGAAGAAUAUGGCUUCUGUAAUCAAGGAGUUCUCCGGAUCCCAUAUGAAGCAAAGGAGUUUGAAGACUGGAUGAUCCGUCAUGCAAAUCGAAAGGUUAAAGUUAAACCAUAUUAGAAAUGAUGUGAAAUAUUAAUCUAUGUGGGUUCUCUUAUAGAUUUAGGAUAGUAUAA